Molecule: messenger RNA, 1053 nt
Organism: Musca vetustissima
Lineage: Eukaryota; Metazoa; Arthropoda; Insecta; Diptera; Muscidae
Product: methionyl-tRNA formyltransferase, mitochondrial
Exons: 5
Coding region: 1-1041 (346 amino acids)
Biological process (GO): biosynthetic process; conversion of methionyl-tRNA to N-formyl-methionyl-tRNA
Cellular component (GO): mitochondrion
Molecular function (GO): methionyl-tRNA formyltransferase activity
Source: RefSeq, a predicted model, not a curated record
AUGCUUUUAUCAAGAAAUAUAAUAAAUUGUUUUAAAUUUAAAAGAAAAUAUUAUUGCUCGCAAAAUUAUUCAACAGAGAUCAAAAGUAAUGGGCUGAAGGUAUUGUUUUUUGGUACGGAUACAUUUUCCCUGCCCAGUUUGAAAGUGUUACACAAGCAUAAUGGGAGCAAUGACCAACUGGGAGUGGUAACAUCCUUCAAAAGUCCGGCAAAUUGUGUACGUGUCUAUGCGGAACAACAAAAACUAUUGCUACACAAAUGGCCCAUUACACCGGAACAUUGUAGGCCCUUUGAUUUGGGUGUUGUGGUAUCAUUUGGGCAUUUAAUACCAACACCUAUUAUUAAGGCAUUUCCACUAGGCAUGAUUAACGUCCACGCCAGCUUGUUACCCCGUUGGCGUGGUGCCGCUCCCAUAAUUUAUUCCAUUAUGAAUGGUGAUCAAGAGACGGGUGUUAGUAUUAUGCGUAUUGAACCCAAACGUUUUGAUGUUGGUGAUGUAUUUGCCCAGCAAAAGGUUAAAAUAGAUCCGGGGGUAUUUAUGCCUGAGUUACAUAAGGAGUUGUCGGAAAAGGGAGCAGAUCUACUGUGGCAAGUUAUUUCAGAGUAUCCGAAAUCAUUUGAGAAUCCCAUGAAACAAAAUGAUCAAGAGGCAACAUAUGCCCCCAAAAUAACCCCCGAUAUAUAUGAAAUCAACUGGAAUCGCCUCACAGCCUUGGAAGUUUUUAAUCGCCACAGAGCCUUAUACGGUUUUAAAUCCCUAACCUCAAAAUUCCAACAAAAGUCAAUAGAGUUAUUGGAAAUUAGUUUACCCGCUCAAACAUCGGCUACGGAAGGUUCCAGUUCUUCACCCGGUUCCUUAUCCUACCACUAUAAACGUAAAUGCCUAAGGGUACAAUGUGCCAAUAAUACCUUUAUAGAAGUCCACCGUUUGCGCAUUGAGGGCAAAAAGGCCAUGAGUGCUAUGGAUUUUAAUAAUGGCUUCCUAAAGAAGUUGCAAUCGUCGGAAAUGGAAUUUCAAUAUAAUAAAGUUAUUUGUUGCUAGUAUAAUUGGAAA